AAGCGACUUACGAUGGCCAUCUCAUUGUCCUCAUUCUCAUUCUUCCGAUAUAUCUCCACGCGCGAUAUCAUCGAAUGAGUUGUGCUGAUUCAACCAUUCCCCAUUUCUGACAAAGUUUGCCUCUUCAUAGUUGUGCCGAAAUCAGUCACGGAUGACCGUGUUCUUGGAAGCCUCGUUAUCUUGCUACGAGUCGGCUUCCCCGGCUGCUAGUAGAAUCGUCAUGAUGAUAAGCAUCUUGCAUGAAUGCAUUACAUCCGUAUUAUUGUUGUUCGCCAAGGCAUGAGCUUUCGGCACAUGUGGUCCGUAGAAUGCAUGAGGCAGCUCAGGACGUGUGGCGCCAUGAUAUCAGCCUAACAAUUGAUUCUUGUAUUAGCGGUAUCAGCAUGCCUGCAACAACAUCAGUCACACUCAACACUGGAGCAGCCAUGCCCACGGUCGGUCUUGGCACAUGGAAGUCAAAGCCCGGUCAAGUCGAACAUGCUGUUGAAUUCGCCUUGAAGAACGGAUACACGCACAUCGACACUGCUGCUGGGUACCAGAACGAAACAGAAGUCGGACAGGGGAUCAAGGCGUCCGGUCUGCCGAGGGAGCAAGUCUUCCUGACCACGAAGCUUGAUAAUCCCGAUCAGAGGCACCCAGCAAAAGCUCUUGAGGCAUCGCUCAAGAAACUUGACACUCCCUAUCUGGACCUCUGGCUCAUGCACUGGCCAGCUCCCAUGACAAGAGAUGGUAAACCCGAUAGGGAACAUAGCUGGUUGGACACCUGGAAAGCUAUGGAAGACCUAUACAUUGCUCACCCAGAGAAACUGAAGGCCAUUGGUGUUUCCAAUUUCUCCGUGGAGUUCUUUGAACGCUUGCUGAAAGUUGCUCGCGUCGUACCGGCCGUGAACCAGAUUGAGCUCCACCCUUCGUGUCCUCAAGAUGAUGUCGUCGAGUACUGCCAGAGCAAGGGAAUUGUGUUGACGGCUUAUUCUCCACUGGGAUCCGACAAUUCCCCCUUGUUGAAAAACGAGACAGUUACAAAAAUCGCAGCAAAGCCCAUGCACACUGUGCUUCCCAAGUCCGUGACCAAUGAGCGUAUCUUGAACAAUGCGAAGAUCAUAGAUUUGACUCCUGAGGAAAUUAGCGAGCUUCAUGACAUUGAUAAAACGCACCAUUUCCGUGCCUGUCACCCUUCUUGGACAGGUUUCGGUGGUCUUGGAUUCCCUGAUUGCAAUUCUAUGAUGGGGAGACCAUGAUAGCAGAAUGCGUACUACUCAGUGCCGACCAAAGGGGAUCGCUUGUUCUUCUAAUGAUUGUGACAAAUUUGAUGAUCAAUCUACGAGAACAGUUUCUUGUAUGACUUCUUCUCCCUCUCCCUUUUGUCCUUCUUCUUCUGCCUCACUUUCGCGAGCUCCCCCAGGAUCGCAGGGUCUUCAGGUGCAAGCUGACUAGCAGC
This is a messenger RNA of Suillus clintonianus, 1438 nucleotides long. RefSeq names its product NADP-dependent oxidoreductase domain-containing protein. Gene Ontology annotation, molecular function: oxidoreductase activity. NCBI's taxonomy places the organism in Eukaryota, Fungi, Basidiomycota, Agaricomycetes, Boletales, Suillaceae. The record is from RefSeq and is a predicted model, not a curated record. The transcript has 10 exons. Bases 240 to 1238 code for a protein of 332 amino acids.